AUGUACAGGAUCCAUUCCCUUUGUUGUUGUUUGUUUGUCAUCAUCUAUCAUUCCCUUUACCUUUUUUAUUUUUGUGUUUACCCAAAUAUCAUUUACACCCAUUCCCUACCCCCCUCAGACUUUAGCAUUCCCAUUCUCCUCUCGUUACCCAUCACUCUCUCUCUCUCUCCUCUCUUACCCUAAAAAAUUCCCAGCAGUCGUCACCCCUUACCGGAGCUCCGGCCACCACGACAACCAACCGAGAUUGUACACCUGCGACUAUUUCCGACCGAUCCCCACAAGAAAAUGGCUCUAAUUGGUACUUCUUUGAAAGGAAGAGAAAUUGGGACUUUAUUCGGUUCAUAAUUACUAUGAUUAAUUGUGUUGUGUUGCUACAUUUGAUGUGUUACUCAAUGAGAAAAACUAUAUACAAUUCCCAUUAUCUUAAGCUAGAUAAAAAAAACUAGAAGGAAAAUGAUAUUGCACAACUUGAAUAGAAUGAUUAGAGAAAGUGACACUUUGUGUAGGAACUAUCUUCGUAUAAAUCGAUACACAUUUGGUGUACUUUUAGAAAUGGUUAGAGAUAUUGGUGGAUUAAAUGAAAAAAGAAACACAUGUUUGGAAGAGAUGGUUGCGGGCUUCUUAUACACAUUAGCUCACUAUAAGAAAAAUAGAAUGAUUGGUACACAUUUUUACAGAAGUGGUGAAACUAUUAGUAAACAAUUUCAUGCUUGUUUGUUAGCAAUCUUAAAGUUACUUAAUAUUCUUCUUAAGAAACCAACUCCAAUACAAGAGGAUUACGACGAUGAAAGGUGGAAAUAUUUCAAGAACUCAUUAGGUGCCCUUGAUGGUAUAAUGAUUCUAGUUAAUGUUCCUUGUGAAGAUCGAUCCAAAUAUCGCACUAGAAAAGGUACCCUUGCUAUGAAUGUACUAGGAGUAUGCUCACCUGAAAUGGAAUUUAUAUAUGUCUUACCUGGUUGGAAGGGAUCGGCACAUGAUGGUCGGAUUCUUCGAGAUGCUAUUUCUAGGCCUAAUGGGUUGAAAGUUCCAAAAGUAGGAUGGAUGAAAGUAGUGCAAGUGGAGGUGGAAGGGGAAAAACAAAUGAUUUUGGUCCGCUCAAGAAGAUAAAGUUCUUGUAGAAGCAUUGUCAGAGCUAGCUGUUGAUCCUCAUUGGAAGUUUGAAAAUGGGUUCGGAAGCGGCUACAUGGUUCACUUAGAGGAGAACAUAGGUAAGGUUCUUCCUGGUUGUGGGUGGAAGGAUAUGCCACACAUCGAUUCUCGACUAAAGAAACUUGAAGCAAAGUUUAGGGCUAUUUCUACUAUGUUAAAUACUAGUGGAUUCGUUUGGGGUGAUUCCAAAAAAAUGGUUUAUGUGGACCGGGCUGUUUAUGAUGAGUUUUGCAAGAAACACAAUCAACAAUUUGCAAACUGUUGCCCCCCCACAGGUUUUACUCGAUUCAAGUGAUGAUGAGGGAGUUGCUGCUAGUGGUCAUGUUACGCAGACCGUUACUUCUCCUCCAUAAAAUAAGAUGAAGACUGAAAAAACUUCCAAAAAAAAAGAAAAAAGAAAAAGGUGGUGCUGGAAGUAAUGAGUUAGCUAGCUUACAAGCAUUCAUGAAAGAUAUGAAUGUUCAUCUUUCCACUAUGGCAAAUGUAAUGGCACACUGAUGAUCGUGAACAACGAGCGAAUGAAAGAGAGAAAAAAUUAGUUGAAAAGAGUGAACAAGUGCUAGAGGAACUACUCUCUUUCAAUUUAGAAGGUGUCACGGAAUCCCAAGUUUUUGAAGUGGCUAACAUUCUAACCGCACAACCAAACAAGCUCAUGGUAUUUUCAAAGUAUCCCGACGCUUUAAAAAGUGCUUAUGUUAAGAGUCUUCUACGAGGAAGUGGAAAUGGUGAUGCUUAAAUCUUAUGUGGUGGUUUCAUGUAUGGUUUUCAAUUAGGUGUUAUUCACAAGCUACUACUUUUGGCAUGAACUUUAUCUAGAAAGGAUUAGUAGCAAAGACUUGGGUUGAAUGUUAAUCUUAUUUUAACACUUUUGGUAUGAACUUUUAUUUAGGAACAGGUACUUUGCAUUGGUAUUAUUUUCACCAAGAGGUGAUUACUUGGAUUUGUAAUCAAUGGAGCUAGAAAGAUGUUACUUGGAGAUAUAUUAUGUUUUUUUUUUCA
Molecule: messenger RNA, 2148 nt
Organism: Chenopodium quinoa (quinoa)
Lineage: Eukaryota; Viridiplantae; Streptophyta; Magnoliopsida; Caryophyllales; Amaranthaceae
Exons: 5
Coding region: 454-1107 (217 amino acids)
Source: RefSeq, a predicted model, not a curated record